CUCGCCACCUAAAAUCGUUUACAUCGAAUAAAAAACGGCGCAGAGAUUGUCUACACAUGGAUCGUUAUUGAAAGCAAGGGCUAAGCCGCGUGUUGUGUCUCAAAACCGAAACCUGGCUUCAGUAUUUUCAAUUGCGACAUUAUUUCAGGGCACUGCAAAUCCGGCGCUGAGUAUGACAGAAGCUGCUUUCCCACUAGCAACGAAACUUUCAAGCCGGCCCCGCCACCACAAGCGAAGCCCAUCGGCCCUUUCCAGAGGGAGACCGAUCUAGGAUCAUUCGAAGUGACAGUCGACCUGCACGAACACAUGGUGCCUCCAGUGGCUGUCAGGGACCUGCAUGUUUCUAAGGCGAGACCAGGAAACAAUGGCACUCUUCUGGCGACCAUGACCUGGACAUGGCCAGGGAAACACAAGACUCAUGGAACUGCUUCGUCAAUCGAUAUCCGAGCGAGCAAAGACUUCAAAAGCCUGGACGAACACUUCGAGUCCCAAGUGCAGAUCGACUCAACGAGCUUGGUUCAGGGCGACCUGAUACCUAGACCGGGAGGAACAACUAACGUUGUGACAAUCUCGCUUACACGUGAAUUGGCAGAGGAAAGAGAAAAUUUCACAAUGUGGAGAGUGAAGUUUGCUCUUAGAGUGAACAACAGCUACGGCCUGAUGUCUGGGAUAUCAAACAUAGCGCAGUUGGCCUACGACGAUUGGUCGAAAACUGGAGUUGGCUACCAUGGCAACAAGUACACCUCAAAGCUUCCAGAAGGCCUGCCGGCCAGGCCCACGACAGCUGGGAAAAGUAGCCCGAAAUCCUCACAAGGCAACUCCGCCGACGAUGACAGCGAUGACGGCACUUCAUCUACGUCCUCAACGCCAUGGCUAUGGCUCCUGGCUCUUCUUGUGGCAGCAGUAAUGAUGGCUUCUGCUGUGCUCUGGUUUCUCAAAAGAAGCAAGGGCGGAAGUGAUACUGGAGUUGUGGACAAGGGCCUUGCAGAACUAGCUGAGGCUACAAGUUCGCCAGCGUGAAAGUGUUUGAAUAUGUUAGGAGUUAUAAACUUCACAAAACACGGAUUUCCGGUCGCCUUACUACUGGGCUUGCAUCUGUUCCUUAAAUGAGCCUGGUGUCUCGGCGAAGAUUUUUACCUAAUGCCUAGAACUACUGUUGCGCAUAUGAAUUACUUUCUUCAACACCACUGCAACCACAAUAAAACAUAAUUUCUGCCUACAGAGUUUGCU
Dermacentor silvarum is the source of this 1230-nucleotide messenger RNA. RefSeq lists its product as uncharacterized. The coding region runs from base 307 to 1020 and encodes 237 amino acids. The transcript is spliced from 2 exons. Lineage: Eukaryota; Metazoa; Arthropoda; Arachnida; Ixodida; Ixodidae. The record is from RefSeq and is a predicted model, not a curated record.